AUGUUAAGAUUUUACUCGCUUCUUCUUUUCAUUGUCUUUAUAAAUGCUGAACAAUUUCAACCUGAUUGGGAACUUGAUUAUUUAUUUCCAUCAAUGAUUUUCGAGCCAGCUUUUAAAUUAACACCACCAUAUAAACGUGGCAUCUAUUUAUAUUCAUUUAUUAUUCCUCCUCCAAGUAAACUGUAUGGACCUCAUGUAGCUUUUUAUCUAUUUGCUGGGCAACCGAAUAGCAAAACAGCUGAAAUUGUUUUGAAUCAAGAUGAUAAAUUUUUUCAAACAUUAUCUGACAAACAAUAUUGGCAGUCAAAAAAAAUACCAACACCAUUGUCAAUCAAUGAAACAACAAUUGAUCUAUAUAUUCGAGAUGGCGACAAUGUCGGUCCAACUUAUACUAUUCAUGUGAAACGAGCAACUGAGUAG
Messenger RNA from Rotaria sp. Silwood2, 420 nucleotides. Lineage: Eukaryota; Metazoa; Rotifera; Eurotatoria; Philodinida; Philodinidae. The record is from the annotation of a GenBank genome assembly.